AUGCACCCCAAAGGUCGUCUAGACAUCGCUACGGCGGUUUGUUUCAAUGCCGCUAUAGCAUUGAAAGAGCCACCGCCGUACGAAGACGAAGGUCUUGAGCUAAAUUGGGAAGACGACGUAGAUGAAGGUCUAGAAAGUGACCUUCGCACCGGGACCGAUACAAUAAACAAUAUUGUAGAACAUUAUUUCACUCAACUAGUUUAUUAUUCAUUUUGAGU
Messenger RNA from Cylicostephanus goldi, 218 nucleotides. The record is from the annotation of a GenBank genome assembly. NCBI's taxonomy places the organism in Eukaryota, Metazoa, Nematoda, Chromadorea, Rhabditida, Strongylidae.